UUAUUUGAUUGCUUCGGUGGAGAGGCGCCGGGCUCGCGCUCCUCGUGCGCCCCGCAGCUGGGGAGCGCAUCCGCAACCCCAGGCGGAGGUGGGCCCCUCCGAGUGCAAGCGGGAGGCGGCGGCCCCUGAGACCCCGGGGGAUGUGACAGCAGCCGGGGAGGGGCCGAGACGCGGACUACACGUUGCCCACGUGCCGGGACCAGAGCGGGGCUCAGCCCCUAGGCUGCCUAGUGCGUGGGACGGCGGGGGCGCGCUUCGAGUCACCCCUUUAUCCCAGCUUCCCUGGCUCGGCAGAGACUGGCUUGGGGAUGCCCGGCCGCCCGGCCCCCUUCUUGGAACGCGGCGUGAGGAGCGAGACAGAGGACAAGACCGAGGGGCGGCCGGCGAGUCCCAGCGCGAGCUGAGGGUGCCAGAGGUAGGGGCCAAGAAACAAAGUUCCCGGGGCUCCCUCCGGGGCCGCUGUCUGGGCUGCCAGUUUGGCCGCCCCCCUGCUCGCGAAGGCAAUGGCUUCCAAACUCCUGCGCGCGGUCAUCCUCGGGCCGCCCGGCUCGGGCAAGGGCACCGUGUGCCAGAGGAUCGCCCAGAACUUUGGCCUCCAGCAUCUCUCCAGCGGCCACUUCUUGCGGGAGAACAUCAAGGCCAACACCGAAGUUGGUGACAUGGCAAAGCAGUACAUAGAGAAAGGUCUUUUGGUUCCAGAUCAUGUGAUCACACGCCUCAUGAUGUCAGAGUUGGAGAAUAGGCGCAGCCAGCCCUGGCUACUAGAUGGUUUUCCUAGGACAUUAGGACAAGCUGAAGCCCUGGACAAAAUCUGUGACCUGGACCUAGUGAUCAUUUUGAACAUUCCAUUUGAAACACUUAAAGAUCGUCUCAGCCGACGUUGGAUUCACCCUCCUAGCGGAAGGGUGUAUAACCUGGACUUCAAUCCACCUCAUGUACAUGGGAUUGAUGACAUCACUGGAGAACCAUUAGUCCAGCAGGAGGAUGAUAAACCCGAAGCAGUUGCUGCCAGGCUAAGACAGUACAAGGAUGUGGCAAAGCCAGUCAUUGAAUUAUACAAGAGCCGAGGAGUGCUCCACCAAUUUUCUGGGACGGAGACUAACAAAAUCUGGCCCUACGUUUACACGCUUUUCUCGAACAGGAUCACACCUAUUCAGUCCAAAGAAGCAUACUGACCCUGCCCAGUGGAAGAAUCAGGAAGACGUAGUCAUUCAUCCAAUCGUGUGUGUAGUAUUGGUGCUGUGUCCAAAUUAGAAGCUAGCCAAGAUAGCUUGCAGCAUCUUUUUUAGUUUAAAUGAUGAACUGAUAGGGAAACUAAUGAGUAGAAAGAAUUCAUGAAGAGGCCCUCCUUUGUCUUUCAAAAGAAUGGUCACCUGCCUAUGUUUAAGGUGUCUCUGCACAUGUUUCAAGCCUCUCACAAGGAAGCAAGUACAGGCUGGAUUUGAAAUGAUAAAUAACCAGAGCUCUAGCUGAUUUUUGACAGCCAUGUUGUUGCUAUAGUAAUUUUUUAACACGUUAUGGUGGUGGUCUCUGGUUCUCCCCAUCCCCCCAAAGACUGUUGAACCAUAGUACCAGUAAGCCUGAGAAUGGCAAGGGCUCUAUUCCAGGCUUUCUCUGGUGUGUGCCCUCCUGGUGACAAUGAAAUUGAAGUUAAUUGCUCUCAGUCGUUGCUUCUCUGGUCUUGAGUGGACUAUAUCCACAAUUCAUUUUUUCUGGUAAGAUUGACUCCUGCUUUUCUGCAUCCAUGCUCCGUAUAGAAUCUCCUUUUCAGACAUCCUGGGAUGAGAGGAUUUGGUUUCUAUUUUUUUUAAGACUAUAUAUGUUUUACAUCUGUUUUCUCUCUUCCUAGGCUAUUAAAUAAUACAAAUAGUUAUUGCUGUUAUCCCUCUCAAGUUCUUCUAAGAACGGAGAGUGAAGGGGCUGUAUUGAAUCUCUUUAUGCACCAGGAAUUGAGCUAUGCAGAGGGUCUUACUUAAACUUGCUUGUCUGACUCUCAUAAAUUGACACCGCUUCUUUCUUCUAUUAUGAAAAAAUUAAACUCUUAAAAGUCUUUUGGGAACCCCCUAAAGUCUUUUGGGAAUCCUCAAAAAAAAAAAAAAAAAAACAUGGGAAAUAUUUACCUACCUAAAUGUUGAAAGAUCAUAUCUUAUAUAUAGAAGUAAUAAGACCAUAUGGAAUUAUUGGACUAAUAGAAUAAAUAGUUAAGCUUUUUAUUCAAGACAACAAAAUGUAUUUUAAAAAUGCUGCUAACUAUUGAUGCUGACAGUGUUUUUUUCUCCUGUGAGUGGCCCAAGCAUAUUAUAAAUAGUUGUUACAGAGAAUGGAGCCUGUGCAGUUGAGCAGAGUGUUGCACUCGCUGUGCCUAGACUAGGUAUAACAGCUUUAGGAUUAUGGAGAAAUAAAAUCUUUAAUUUUUUUUUUCUGUUCCAAAGAUGCAUUCUAUGGGGUGGCCAUAAAGUCUAGAAUUAGAUAUGAAUAUUUUGUCAUUCAUCAUAAUGGAAUAUCAAUAAGCCAUUUGUUAAAAGCUUUGCCUGGUUUCCAGACUUGGUGGCCACCUUGAAUAAUUCUUUCUGUCCUCUGGGAAGGACAAUUAAAUUUAUUCCUGCUGCCUUAAAAAUACAUAUCCCUUCUUCAUGCAUCAUGACUGUACCCAGCGAGCAUCCUUUACUAUUCCUGGGAGUGACUUCUGUCUAACCCUUCAUACUGGUGAGAAAAAAACAAGCUUAUUUCAGCACUUCCGUGGUGUUGAAACACAUUAUUUACUUUCUGAAGAUGUCCCAGUGAAUCUGAGUCAAUUCACUGUCUGAUAUAUGAUAUGAGCAUAUCUUCCUUACUCAUGCCAGUUCCUUUCCUUUUGUCCUUUUACGUGAAUGUUCUUCGGCUACCUUAGUGGAAAUUUAGACCAGUCUCCUCAUUCUCUCAAUGACAGCGAAGUAAGAUUAUUUGCCUUUUAGAUUUGUACAGUGAAAAUGCCCAGUUCAUGUCUAUGAAACGUCAGUGCAUUAUAUUGACUCUGAGCACUUUAGAAUUUAGAAUUGCAAUUGAAUGCCAGCUGAUGAAGACAGGGUGAAUAUUAGACAUGUAGGUAAAGCUCAGGUUUCCUGGGGAACCAGGUACAGAGAAAAACAUGUCUGAUAUUAGGAAAAUUGCACAAUUAGAGUAGUACUGCCAUGGAGACAAUUUCUGCAAACUAGGUAAAGUAGACAGUUAAAGUUAUUAUGUGGGAUAACUCAAAAGAGGAAAUCAUGUGCUUUAUUAGAAGCAGAAAAAUCUUCAGACUUCUUUCUUCAUUUAUCUUUGUGUUUAGCAGACCUUCUAACGUGAUCACUACCUUUGGGUUUGGGGAAGGGAAUGGGAAAAGGCCUGAUCCAUGUUUCCAUACUCUACUCUUCCAUCCAUCCUUCCCUCCCUCUUCCCUUCCAGCUAAAUAGACAAUUGUAGCCAACAUCGAGUCACUCAGUAAGUCUCAGCAAUGUUUGAUUUUGCUGAGAUUGCCCAGCAGUUGAGGAUCCUUUGUUAGGUGAGACCAAUAAGAGAAACACCUUUUCCAUGGUCUUGGAAAGAUGAUGUUUGUUUCAUGGUCAGUGGGCCUUACCAAAAAAAAAAAAAAAAUCUAUUUCUGGUUUUUGUCAACCUUCUAGUUUUCCCUUAAGUAAUUUUGUACAAAUUAAAGUUAUCUUGAAAAUAUUUUGCCAGAAGUAAAAUUAAAGGAACACCUUUUCUUCGCUUUCCGUCUAUUGCUACACAUGUAGUUCUUUCAUAUUUAAGCAAAGAGAGUAGUUUGGAUGGUAUUUAAGAUUCUAACCCAGCUCUUAAUUCAGCUCUUCCAUUAUCUUAACAGGCUUCCGACUUAUUUAGAACUUGGAAAUGCUGCUGUGUUUAAUACCCUCCAACACUAAUGCAAGCUUAUGACAGGUACCAUUUAUUGAAGGCCUAUUUAGUGAAAUGUGCAGCUUUAGGACAUUUACAAACAUCUCAUCUCAUGUUUCUAGCAUCCUAUGAGAUGGGCAUGAUUCCCCAUUUGUGAACAAAGAAGGCAAGGGUCAGGGAUGUGAAGCAUCUUGCCCAGGCUCCUGCUGGCAAUGAACAGUGUAGCUGGGACUCAAACCCAGGUUUUCCUGACUCAGAAGACUUGAGUUUGUUCCUGGAUGUUAACUACCUGUGUCCUGUCCCAAGCAACCCAGGGCCCUAAGCCUGCUUGGUUCUGCUUGUAGCCUCACAUCAAGAAUAGCAGUCUCUGUAUGAGAAUGUUCUUUUUUUUUUUUUUUUCUUCCUCCCUUUGCAUAAGCAAAGGAAGCUGCUAGAGGAGAGUCUGAGUCCUUAGGCCUCCUCCUUAAGUCCUCAUUUAUAGAUAGAAUAAUAGGCUGUCCACGUGGGCUGGGCUUGGGUCCAGGCUAAUCUGCAGAGGAAGCGAGCUCAUGUUCCUCACCUACCCUUUCUGUGUCCACUGCAUUGUGUCCCUGAGCCAUCCCCAGACAUGGUGCUCACACAUAGGCCUGGGCUCCUUGAACAGAUCCAGACACUGCUCACUUUCUUCCCUGAGAUUAGAACAAAUCACUCCCUAACUCCCUCUCCAAACAAGGUCCCGAUGAUAAAACGAAUCCUUCUCAAAGCGCUAGUAGGUGAACAAAUGGUGAUUGAGCAUCUAACACAGGGUAACUCUUGAGUUUUGUACCAUUGGCCCUAUAUUAUAUUAAUAUUACACAUUCACAAGACUCUGAAUGCCAAAUUCAAACCUUCAGCCACCAUCUGCUUGUCAUGCAACAAUUGUGGCAGUAACCAGAGGGAGAUUUAUUCCUGUCACUUCCCUGCCACCCUCCAGCAGCCAAGCUCACAUGAGCCCCAUCAUUACCCAAGGUGUGCCCCUCGGGUUGCUGGGUUGCAGGAUCUCAGGAGGCAUUUGUGUCCGCCUGACGAAUUUCCUUUAUUACUAUUGGUUUAACACACAGUGUCUUUUCUUUCUACAGUCCAUUUUGCCAGAGAGGCAAUUCAUAAGGUGAAGGCCUGUUCACAGUACGAAUUGCUUUCUUGUUAUCCUCUUCCAGUUUUACUAACUCCUUGGUCUGUCUGGUGUUUCAAAAGAAGAACCCAGUAAUGGAGACUUCUUUUAAUAUGGGAAUGUGGUCUGGUCGUAAGUUAUCAUUCCUUUCCAUAUAUAACUAGCCCAGUCUUGUUUCCAGAUGAGAAGUGUGCAAGACCCAGGUGUUGAGAAACCAUGAAACUGUAUUUCAGCUAUGAAAAAAACUGCUUCCUGCAUCCGUUGAGACAUUAUAAUUAACAUUGUUUAUAUAUGCCAUACCUUAUCUUCCUUGUAACAAAUUGCACAGUUCUUGCCAGAAUAAAUGCCAUUAUCUGUAUGCUUCAGGGAAAUCCCCAAUUUGAUCAUUUUGUGUGUGAGAGAUUUGGUAAAACAUUUCUGAAAGGGUGAAAGCUCUUGUAUGGCAUAGAUACGAAUUCCUUCCGCUAGUCAUAAUUAGGUUAUCCAGGAAGCACAGUGUCAUUCUUUAAAUAAAAGAUUUCCUGUUUAAAACUUUUCACAGGAGCAUACCACCUAGAAGAUUCUCCCUGGGGUUGGUGUGUGUCUAAUUCAUUUUAUAAACCAUUCUUUUCUCCAUUUUAAAGCUUCAGCUAUAAAGUCAGAAAUGUACUCAAUAAAAGCAAACUAUUUUGUAUUUAGAGAAGAGUAAAGGGAAGAAAAAUGAAAACUCAGUCUUUAUGUAAGCUCCCAGGAUAUUAGGGCUUAGAGGGCUUUUCUAGUUUUAUGAGAAUUUGUACUACUGAAUUUUAUAUAUUCUUGUUUUUGAGAUGAACAGAUCUCUAGGGGGAAAUUGUUGAGUUACAAUGGCAUUUCACUGUGAUCCCUCUCAAGCUCAGAUCAGUUCUCUAACCCAGUGACAACCUGUCUCUUCGGUUUACUGUCCUGUGAAAUGUCAGCUCAAGUUUCCCAGAAGUCGUGUGUUUACGAUGAGUCAGAGUACUUUUCCUCAGUGUGACAGCUGUUGGCCUUCUUAAUUUUGGUGUAUGUGCUUAAUUCAAAGCAUCUAAACCUAUAGUCUGAUCUAUAUAUGCUAUCCUGUUAAUUGUAUUAUUGAUGAUUUUGGUUAUCUUGCUUGAAGAUUAAUACUUUUCAAUUUGAUAGAAAUAAAAGGAUUUUUCUGCUUGUAA
Messenger RNA from Lemur catta (Ring-tailed lemur), 6165 nucleotides. It is a transcript of the gene AK4, whose product is annotated as adenylate kinase 4. The transcript is spliced from 6 exons. Gene Ontology annotation, cellular component: cytoplasm; mitochondrion. NCBI's taxonomy places the organism in Eukaryota, Metazoa, Chordata, Mammalia, Primates, Lemuridae. Gene Ontology annotation, biological process: nucleobase-containing compound metabolic process. The record is from RefSeq and is a predicted model, not a curated record. The coding region runs from base 504 to 1175 and encodes 223 amino acids. Gene Ontology annotation, molecular function: AMP kinase activity; nucleoside diphosphate kinase activity; ATP binding.